UCACAUUUCUCGCACCUGUGAGAUUUUAAAUUAUGAACCGUCACUAUGAAAAAUUAAUUGUUCGUUCAUAGUAAUAGAACUAUUUUAAAUUUGAAUUGGCAUAUGAAAAAAUCUCUCCCACUGAUUGCUGAUCGAUCUCUCUCAGUUCUUCCUUGAUCUGCAAUUAUCCCAUGGCGACGGCCACUUAUCCACCGCCGCCGCCGUAUUAUCGGCUCUACAAAAACUACUCCGACGACCACGAUUCCUGCCCCGCGCCGCCGCCUCCUAUUCAAGGCCCCUACUCCCUCUAUGGCGCCAGCUACACGACGGAUGACGUUCUUCCAGGUCUAGAAGAACAGGGCGUUCGUCAGUUAUACCCUAAGGGGCCCAAUAUUGAUUUCAAGAAAGAGCUCAGGUCUCUUAACAGGGAAUUGCAGUUAAAUAUUUUGGAGCUUGCUGAUGUUCUUGUUGAGCGUCCAUCACAGUAUGCAAGAAGAGUAGAAGACAUAUCUUUAAUUUUCAAGAAUUUAUAUCACCUUCUGAAUUCUCUGCGGCCGCACCAGGCUAGAGCAACAUUGAUACAUAUUCUAGAACUGCAGAUACAGCGGCGUAAACAAGCUGUUGAGGACAUUAAAAGGAGAAGAGAAGAAGCACAGAGGCUUCUAACAGAGGCGCUUGGAACUCUCGAUGGGCAAUGAAAGAUCAACUCAUUUCUUUCUGAUAUGUUAUGCUUCUGAGUGCUCAACAAACAAAGUAAUUCAGCAAAUGGGGCAACUUUAAAGACACUCUUGCUAUUUGCAGCAUGCUUAUUUGAUAAUGUAUAAUCUGGGUACAUUGAAUUGAAACAUACUUGUCUGUGUAGCCUACCCCUUGAAAUGUAUAGGGCAAAACACUCAUCAACUUAUUGUGCUACUUAUGUUCCUCCCCCCGAUUGCGAUGUAGCUCUAUGAUGGUGUUUAUCGUUGGUGAUUAGUCUUGAUAAAUGAAAAUUAUUUAGGACAA
Molecule: messenger RNA, 981 nt
Organism: Salvia splendens (bonfire salvia)
Lineage: Eukaryota; Viridiplantae; Streptophyta; Magnoliopsida; Lamiales; Lamiaceae
Product: mediator of RNA polymerase II transcription subunit 7b
Exons: 5
Coding region: 171-677 (168 amino acids)
Biological process (GO): regulation of transcription by RNA polymerase II
Cellular component (GO): core mediator complex; mediator complex
Molecular function (GO): transcription coregulator activity
Source: RefSeq, a predicted model, not a curated record